CCAAUCCGCCCGCCCCGCUCCCGCGCGAGAUCCAUCCAUCCCGAUCCCAUCGCGUCACACGUCACCUUGCCAUUUAUCAGCACACGCGGUUAGCCGCCCUCUCAAGCUCGCUCGUCGCUCGCUCCCCUGCCCCGCGUCCGCCCCGCCUCCUGAAAAUUCCCCCUUUUUUCCUACUUCCCGUCCCACGGCUCCUACGCCCCGCGGGCCCAAAAACCCUAGCCGGCUAAUCCAAUCCUGCUUCCCGCCCAUGGCCUCCGCGGACGCUGCCAAGCCCGCGUCCCCGCCCGCCGCGGAUCCGCCCGUCGACGACCCCAUGGACGCCGACCCCGCGCCCCCCGCGGGGGAGGAGGAGCAGGCCACGCCGCAGAAGCAGCAGCCGGAGAAGAAGCGGGGCGGCCGGAGGAAGAAGGGCGAGGCGGCGGAGAAGACGCCGCCGUCGUCCAAGAAGUCGGCGGGCCCCACGGUGGAGCGCCCGUCCAGGGAGAGGAAGACGGUCGAGAGGUACGCGGAGCUCGCGCCGCGCGCCACACCCGCCAAAAAGUCCCCCGCUAUUCUCCAGGGUUCUGGAACGAAGCUCAAGGACAUACCCAAUGUUUCAUUUAAACUAUCAAAGAGAAAGGUGGAUGAGAAUCUCCAGAGCCUCCAUACUGUAUUGUAUGGGAGAAAAUCAAAUAACCAUUUUCUGAAGAGAAACAUAUCUCAAUUUUCUGGGUUUGUUUGGACAGACAAUCAAGAAAAACAGAGGAACAGAAUAAAGGAAAAGCUUGAGAAAUUUAACAAGGAGAAGUUGCUAGAUUUUUGUGAAAUACUGGACGUUAUUGUAAAAGUAACUAUGAAGAAGGAAGAAGUUUCUGCCAAGCUCUUGGAAUUUUUGGAGUCUCCUUGUGUUACUCGGGAUGUUGUUCUCACUGAUAAAAAGAAGGGGAAGAAACGGGGAAGAAAAUCUAAAGUAGGUCGUGAGACAACUGCUGAAGGUGCUUCUACAGAGAAGAAAAGGAAAAGAGCCCAUAAACAAGCAGCUGAAGAUGGUAAAGAGAAUGAUGGUGAGGAUGAUGAUCCCACUGGUUCUGAGGAUGCAUCAACAGGAGAGGAAGCUGAUGGGGACUCUGAGGCAAAUGAUCAUGCUUUGAGUGAUGAUGAACAUGAUGAGCCUGCCUCAAAGAAAAAGUCUUCAGAUGUUAAACAAAAGAAAGAAACAGGUUCUGAUGCAAAGGAAAAGGAUGCACCAGGGAAAAAAGGUUCUACGAAACGUGCAUCAAAGCCUUCUCAAAACAGUAAAAAUGAGCCUGAGGUAGAGAUAAAAAAGGUUGGCAAGAGAGAAAAGAGUUCAAAAGAAACUGACGUGUCACCAGAUUCAAAUAAGUCAAACAAGAAGAUUUCUAAAUCCAAAAAGGGUGAUGGAAAAGAAACCCAAAAUAAUAAAGCUGCCAGGUCAUCCAAUAAGAGUAAAGGUAAAGUCAAAGGUGGGUCAGUGGCUGGGACUGCCCCAACCACUGAACAGCUUCAUGCUGUUGUUAGUGGCAUUUUGAAGGAAGUUGACUUCAACACAGCAACUUUGGCUGAUAUUCUCAGGCAAUUAGGGACCCAUUUUGAAAUGGACCUCAUGGACAGAAAAGCAGAAGUGAAGCGCAUUAUAGAAGAUGUAAUUAAUAGUAUGUCUGAUGAUGAAGGUGAGGAAGGCUCAGAAGAUGAAGCUGAAGACGAUGGUAAGGCGGAUAAUUUAAAGAGUGAACCCGAUGGAGGUGAAGAGAAGUGAUUCUGUGGACUGGAUGUGGAUUGAACAUCGAAGGGUCAUUUUUCAUGGCAGUCUCCUGUUUGGAGGUUUGGCUCUGUACAAUUCGGGCACCGCAAGAACGAGCCGGUGACCUGGGUACUGCUUACAUGAUUGUUAACCAUUUCAACAGCCAUACGCAUCUAGCUGAGCUUGACUUGGUAGUGAAUGUAGUCUAGUCGCUUGUCAUGUAAUAGCUUUGCGAUUGAUAGUUUGCUAGCUUAGGUAGCUAGCCUGACUGUAAUAUGCAGAAUAAUUCUUGUCUUGUUUCCGUCCAUUUUAUCCAUGUAAAACUAUGAGUUCUGAAUCUUUCUGAACCUUGCUUUUCUUGUUCUCCUUGUCAUCUUAAUGUCUGAUCAUUUUUGUUGAAUUUUUU
This is a messenger RNA of Zea mays, 2147 nucleotides long. RefSeq names its product protein DEK-like. The transcript is spliced from 11 exons. The record is from RefSeq and is marked validated. Gene Ontology annotation, molecular function: DNA binding; histone binding. Lineage: Eukaryota; Viridiplantae; Streptophyta; Magnoliopsida; Poales; Poaceae. The coding region runs from base 248 to 1756 and encodes 502 amino acids. Gene Ontology annotation, cellular component: nucleus. Gene Ontology annotation, biological process: chromatin organization; regulation of double-strand break repair.